Molecule: messenger RNA, 2559 nt
Organism: Etheostoma cragini (Arkansas darter)
Lineage: Eukaryota; Metazoa; Chordata; Actinopteri; Perciformes; Percidae
Product: regulator of G-protein signaling 9-like
Exons: 19
Coding region: 64-2094 (676 amino acids)
Biological process (GO): regulation of G protein-coupled receptor signaling pathway; intracellular signal transduction; G protein-coupled receptor signaling pathway
Source: RefSeq, a predicted model, not a curated record
CAAGUGUGUGUGUGUGUGUGUGUGUGUGUGUGUGUGUGUGUUGGAGAGUGAUCAAUAGACACCAUGACCAUUAGAAACCCUCUCCGUGAUCAUGGACAGAGGUAUCGACCAAGGAUCGCUUGUCUCAAGAAGGCAGAGAAGGUGCUGCUGGAGAUGCAGGACCUCAAAACGGGAGUUAAGUCACAGCCCCAGAGACUGGUCAUUACAACAAUACCACACGCUAUUACUGGGGAAGAUAUUAUCGCGUGGUUAGUGGACAGAUUCCAAGUAGACACACAAGAGGCGAGGAGUAUUGGCUCAAUGCUGGUGGCGCUAGGAUACAUCUACCCUCUGCAAGACCACAAACGCUUAGUGAUCAAACCAGAUGCGUCCCUCUAUCGCUUCCAGACACCGUACUUCUGGCCCACACAGCAGUGGCCUGUAGAGGAUACAGAUUAUGCAAUCUACCUGGCGAAAAGAAACAUACGCAAGAAAGGAAUCCUGGAGCUGCAUGAGCAGGAGCACUAUAACCGUCUUCACAAGUGGAUGAAUCAUAAAUGGGAUUUUAUAGUGAUGCAAGCUAAAGAACAGUACAGGGCGGCAAAGGAGAGGAAGAAACCGGACCGUGUGGUGUUUGACUGCCAGGAGAGAGCAUACUGGGUGGUUCAUAGACCUCCGGUGAGAACCCCCCCAACCACACACACACACACACAGAUAGUUAUCAGACAUGAAUAUAAGUGGAUUGCCAGCAGACAGACGUCUGAAAAUAAAUUGCACUCCACCGCUAUACUUCCCAGGGCCAAAACACCCGACUUCUACGCGAGAAUUAUGAUCUUUACUCAGCAGUCCAUCAUGAGGCCCAGAGUGAAGUCAUCGGUGUCAAUUGGCGCAUUGGUGAAGUACUGUGCAACCUAUAACAGCCAUGACCCUUUCCUCUCCAAGUGUCUUCCCAGCAACCCCUGGCUCACUGAUGAUGUCACGUACUGGACCUUAAACAUGCCCUAUGUGGAAAUACCAACUAAAAUGCGUGUGGAGAGGUGGACGUUUAGCUUCGCAGAGCUGCUCUCAGACCCCAGAGGACGAAAUGAUUUCAGACUUUUCCUAAAGAAAGAAUUCAGCGGUGAGAACUUGGCAUUCUGGGAGGGUUGUGAAGAUCUGAAGUGGGGCGAAGCUGCGACGAUGAGAGAGAAAGCCGAGCAGAUCUACAAGACAUUCCUGGCACGUGGUGCACCGCGGUGGAUCAACAUCGACGGAAAGACGAUGGAAAUCACGGUGAAGGGCCUGAAACACCCACACAGAUACGUCCUGGACGCAGCCCAAACUCACAUCUACAUGCUCAUGAAGAAGGACUCGUACGGCCGGUACCAGAAAUCUCCAGUGUUCAAGGAAACGGUGAAGAAGGCCAUCUGUCCUGAGGAGCACAAUUUCACGGAUGCCCAGUUGGAGCAAAAUGCAAAGAAGAGACGGCCUAGUCUCAGCCCCAUUAUCUUGCGGCAGAUGGAGCAGGAGCAGAGGGCCAAGAUGGCUGCCAAUGUAGACAUCACACAGCUGUGCCGAUUCACCACUCCAGUUCCUCACCUCGCCGUCUACUCUGGCAUCACUGACUUCCCGUCCCUCACUGCCUCGCCCUCUGGCCCCUUCCUGGCCCACUCCCCAGCUUGUCCGUCCCCCAUCAGUGUGGCCUUGGACAGCACCUCGGCCUCUGAACGGCGAGUGGAGGCCGGUGAAAGGGAAGGCGAGGGGAACUCUGUGGCUCAGGCCCCGGCAGGUGGACAUGUGUCCAAGUCUCGCAUGGCUCUGUCCCUGCAACGUCUGCUGAAGCGUGGCUGCACCCCCGCCACCAUGUUUGCCAGCUUGUCGCCCAAAUGCCACUCAGCUGCCGGGACAAGUAGCCGCAUUCAGCCAAUAAGCCCGGAUCAACCUAGCCAGGCUCCGCCAAGACGGAUUGGCAAUUUUUUCCAGAUUAAAGUGGAUAUUCCUCCAGAGUGCCGUAUCUACCCCAUAGAGUCUGAGGACGAGGACGAGGAGAACAGGGCUGCCUCUCGGGGAGGAGUGGGAACCAAAGAGAUCAUCUGCCCCUGGGAAAGCCUCACAUCACAGAACGGGACAGGCUAAUCGGCUACAUUUACACAAGUAUAAAAAAAGUGGGUUUUUAAAAUCUGUGUCACAUGUGUCUGUCUGAGCAGGCAGAUUUUUUGCCAUGUUCUGACAGAGAUAAAAGAUCUGACAUAGAGCAUAAAAGACGGAAAAGCCCUGUGUAAAUGUGGCAGAGUUCUCACCACUAGGCCACAACAUAAACACCCCAACAUGACACCACGGUCAAUCUGGAACACUGUAGACAUGGCUGUUUAGACUGAGCAUCAACUUACUGUGUCCAUGUUUUAACUCCUUAAAGAAAACCUGCUGUAUGUUUAGAGCGUCAAACACACACUGCCUGUAGGUCUGAAAGGGCCCACGUUUAUGUCUGCUGUAGUAUAAUCCUCUUUUCCACUGACCACACUCAGUACGUUUUAAAACUGUUUGAGUUCCAGUUCCUCAAGUGCAACUCUUCUCCUCGAAGAAAUGUUUGGCAAGCCGCCA